AUGGUGUCAUUCGUGAACGGUGACAGCGGAUACGAGACUGUUUACAAACGGAGACGGAUGAACGGCGCAUCGCCUCUCGCAGAAGCGCUCGCAUCGGCUCAUCAGCGGCAGACAGCCAGGCACAGGAAACAGAAACUCAUGUCCAAACUGAGCGACUCCGGGUUCGAGGAAGAUUUGGGAUUCUCCCCGAUUUCAUCCCCGGCUCGGACAAAUGUGUCCCCGCUCCGUUUGAAUGCACCGGAGCCUCCUGCAGAACAACUGUCCAACUGGUACCUUCAGUACGGAGACAUCGGUUACAACAUCCAGAGGGAGAAAGAGGCGCAGUUUCAUCCUUGCAAAAGCUUGGCACGCCAGCCACAACUCACUGCAGAGGCACGGUGUAAACUUGUCAGCUGGCUCAUCCCUGUCCACAAACAUCUCCGUCUGUCCUUUGAGUGCUGCUGCCUGGCAGUGAACAUCAUGGACAGGUUCCUAGCAUCCACAGCGGUGGCCGCAGACUGCUUCCAGCUGUUGGGUGUCACUGCACUUCUUCUAGCCAGUAAGCAGGUGGAGGUUUGCUCACCACGGAUCAGCCAUCUCUUGUCAUUGUGCUGUGGUGCCUUCAACAAGGAGCAGCUCUGCAACCUGGAGUGUCUCAUCCUCCUUCGUCUCAACUUCAGGCUCGCUGCACCCACCCUGGCCUUUUUCCUGGACUAUUACACCAACUGCAUUGAGGCUUCCCAGCUUGUGACUGAGAGCACAGGUUACAGGUUUGCAAGAAUGAACCCAGACAUAAACAGACCCAGGCAGUGCAGCAAUCUCGCACAAAAGAUGUGUGAGUUGAGCCUGGCAGACUAUGCUUUCAACAAAUACCCACCAUCUCUGACAGCUAGCUGUGCACUGAGGCUAGCCAAUGAGCUACUGGAAACUGAACAAGGACUUGUUGAGCAUGCAACCAUCCAUUCACAGGAAGACCAGUGGGACAGUUUUGAGGAUGAAAUAUGCACCCAACCAGCUUCUGCCCAACCACCUGAGAGCCCUGAGGGGAACUCUCUGAUAGUAAAGGACCACUUACUGCCUUUAGGUCAGGUGAGCCACAACCACAGUCUGGCUCAGGAAUGCAAAGACAACCUGAAGCUGUUGGUAUCAUUAAACCAGGAGACACUGGAAGUGAUGUCCACUAUGUGA
Toxotes jaculatrix (banded archerfish) is the source of this 1167-nucleotide messenger RNA. RefSeq names its product cyclin-O. Bases 1 to 1167 code for a protein of 388 amino acids. The transcript is spliced from 3 exons. NCBI's taxonomy places the organism in Eukaryota, Metazoa, Chordata, Actinopteri, Toxotidae. Gene Ontology annotation, biological process: regulation of cyclin-dependent protein serine/threonine kinase activity; mitotic cell cycle phase transition. The record is from RefSeq and is a predicted model, not a curated record. Gene Ontology annotation, cellular component: cytoplasm; centrosome; nucleus. Gene Ontology annotation, molecular function: cyclin-dependent protein serine/threonine kinase regulator activity.